Messenger RNA from Ceratosolen solmsi marchali, 2046 nucleotides. RefSeq names its product histone deacetylase 1 (gene HDAC1). Gene Ontology annotation, biological process: heterochromatin formation. Gene Ontology annotation, cellular component: NuRD complex. The record is from RefSeq and is a predicted model, not a curated record. The transcript has 9 exons. Gene Ontology annotation, molecular function: histone deacetylase activity. Bases 153 to 1631 code for a protein of 492 amino acids. NCBI's taxonomy places the organism in Eukaryota, Metazoa, Arthropoda, Insecta, Hymenoptera, Agaonidae.
CCGCCACCGCCACCGUCGUCGCCGUCGUCGUCGCCGUCGUCGUCGCCGUCGUCGACCGCGCUUCUCAGUCGACUAUUCGAGUGUCGACCGCCGGAGCUCGACCCGCUGCUCCAAUAUCACCGACUCCUCCAGCCCUCGGUGAAGCCCCGAGAAUGUCUCAGCUGCAGCACAGCCGGAAGCGAGUUUGCUACUACUACGAUAGUGAUAUUGGAAAUUAUUACUAUGGGCAAGGUCACCCCAUGAAACCACAUCGCAUAAGGAUGACGCAUAAUUUAUUAUUAAAUUAUGGACUUUAUCGAAAAAUGGAAAUUUAUCGACCGCAUAAAGCUACUGCAGAUGAAAUGACCAAAUUUCAUAGCGAUGAAUAUAUUCGAUUUUUGAGGUCAAUUAGGCCCGAUAAUAUGACAGAAUAUAAUAAGCAAAUGCAAAGAUUUAACGUUGGUGAAGAUUGUCCUGUUUUCGAUGGCCUGUACGAAUUUUGUCAAUUAUCUGCUGGUGGAUCGGUAGCUGCAGCUGUAAAAUUAAAUAAACAGGCAUCUGAAAUUUGCAUAAAUUGGGGUGGUGGACUUCAUCAUGCAAAAAAGAGCGAAGCUUCGGGCUUCUGUUACGUUAAUGACAUUGUGCUAGGAAUUUUAGAAUUACUUAAGUAUCAUCAAAGAGUUUUGUAUAUUGAUAUCGAUGUUCAUCAUGGCGAUGGAGUCGAAGAAGCCUUUUAUACAACAGACAGAGUUAUGACAGUUUCAUUCCACAAAUAUGGAGAGUACUUCCCGGGAACUGGAGAUCUCAGAGAUAUUGGUGCUGGCAAGGGAAAGUAUUAUGCUGUUAAUAUACCUCUCAGGGAUGGAAUGGACGAUGAAAGUUAUGAAUCUAUAUUUGUACCAAUUAUUUCAAAAGUUAUGGAAACUUUUCAGCCAUCUGCUGUUGUAUUACAAUGCGGUGCUGAUUCUUUAACCGGAGAUCGAUUAGGAUGUUUUAAUUUAACGGUGAGAGGGCAUGGGAAGUGCGUCGAAUUUGUUAAAAAAUACAAUUUACCCUUCUUGAUGGUUGGAGGUGGUGGUUAUACUAUCAGAAAUGUAUCAAGAUGUUGGACCUACGAAACAUCGGUAGCACUUGGCUCCGAUAUAGCCAACGAGCUUCCAUAUAAUGAUUACUUUGAAUAUUUUGGACCCGAUUUCAAGUUGCAUAUUAGUCCUUCGAACAUGGCCAAUCAAAAUACUCCCGAAUAUUUAGAAAAAAUUAAGACACGAUUAUUUGAGAAUUUAAGAAUGUUACCACAUGCGCCAGGUGUUCAAGUACAAGCUAUUCCCGAAGAUGGUGCUGUUAUUGAAGAUUCUGAGGCAGAAGAAAAAGUGAAUCCCGAUGAAAGAUUACCUCAGCGCGAUAUUGACAAAAGGAUACAACAUGAAAAUGAGUACAGCGAUAGUGAAGAUGAAGGUGAAGGUGGUAGAAGAGACAAUCGGUCUUAUAAGGGUUCAAGGAAACGACCACGACUGGAAAAAGGCCAAGAGAAUUUGGAAGGAGAUAUAAAAAAGGAAGAUGAAAUCAAAUCUGAAGUAAAAGAAAACGAAAAGGAUGAUAAAUCAAAUGCUACAAACGAAGAAGCAAAAAAAGAUGGCGGGGCAAAUCCCUGAUUUAGGCAUAUUGAAAAUCCUUUUAAGGAAUGGAAUUUAGAAGUUAUUAAGUAAAUAUCUCUUGACAGCCAGAUUUUCCAACCACGAACAUCGAUUGCAAUUUCUUUUUGAAAUUUGUCGAAUUUCUACGACGAGUGCGUUUACUAUAAGGAAAUGAUUUAUUUUAAGCACGCGCCUUAAGUAAACAUGUGUUCGUGGAAAAGCAAUAUGGCUUAAUCAAUUUUUUUAUUUAUCAGUUUUCUUUUAAUGCGCGCAUUACUGAAAAUGUUCGAAGUAAUUAACGUUAUUCUAAAUUGUAAAAUUUGAUAAUUUAGUAGGUAAAAAUAAUUCUUUCAUUUCUAGAAUAAGGAUAUACGUUUCAGCUUACACGUUAAUUCUUCAUAUUUAUUAUUAGCGCAUAUUAUUAAAUCGCUUA